AUGCUUGCAGGAUUCAUCUUGGGAUGGGACCAAAAGUCAGUUCGAAAGCGCUCAUUCUUUGAUCUGCAAGCCCCUCUCAUCCUCGCUCGUCUUGGCAUGAAGAUAGCAAGUAAAAGUCUUUUACUAGCGGCGCUCGCCGUCACGGCUGCCCACGCCGGUAGUCCAUAUCUGCGCUCAUCGGGCUCGGAAGGUCUUGAAGACGAGUUAAAUGAUUUUGAAAAUGAAGACAUGACUGUUAAAGGAGGCAAGACGAAACCUACGUCAGAUGACAUGUUAUCGGGAUUCAUUUCGGAUAAAAUUGACAUCUCAGACACUGCAUUAAGCAAUGACGCCACAAAGAAAAUGUUUUCGAAGAACAGCCCGAUCAUUACUGAUGUUAAUGCUGGUAGUACGGGUAAAGACGUGGAUGAACCUUUCCUUCAGAUGGAAGAUGCUCCGAUAGAGUCUACCACCAACAAAGAUGACGACACCUUAGCUAUGAAGUCGACCGUGUCGGAUGACAACAUUGGCGAUGGUAGUAUGACUGACAAUUUGGCAAACAAUCCAUUUCAGAUGGAAGAUGUUCCAAGUGAGUCUACAACAAACGAUGACGACGAUAGCUUAGCCACAAAAUCGGCUAUGACAGACGAUGACAAUGUAGUUGGAAGCAUGAGUGGCGACAAUCUUAACGAUUCAGUUUCAGAGGAUGAUAUCCGAGACUGGUUUCCCAAGGAGAUGUUAGGCCCGGACAAAGGCAUUUUUUUUGAGAAUAUGUUGAAAAACAUGCUUGACCCCAGCCGUGAGCAGAAGCCGGUCAAAAUUGGUGAUCACUCCAUCCUAUUCAGCGUGUCUGACGACGGUAGCGACGUGUCCAUGCAUUGGGAUGUUGUUCCGGAGGAUUUCACAGCUAAUAGCGACGACAACAGCUUGGCCGCGGAAUCAAUUGUGAUGGAUGAUAACAUUGACGAUGGUAGUAUGACUGACAAUUUGGCUAACAGUCCAUUCCAGAUGGAAGAUGUUCCAAGUGAGUCUACAACAAACGAUGACGACGAUAUAUUAGCCACAAAGACGGCCAUGACAGACGAUGACAAUGUAGCUGGGAGCAUGACUGGCGACAUUCUCGACAAUCCACUUCGGAUGGAUGAUGUCUCGGACGAGCCUAAUCCUGACGAAUUCAUGGGCUCGGACAGCGACCUUGAUCUAGAAAAAAUUCUCAAUACCGUCACUGACCCCAGUCGUGAGGUAAAGACGCCCAACUUUGACAACGACUUUGUCGCAUUAAACAUGGCUAACGACGGUAGCAACACUCCCCUUCAGAAGGAUGAUGUUUUGGAGGAUUCCACAAACAACAUAGAUGACGACAGCUUAGCUACAAAGCCGACCGUGACUGAUGACAACAUUGGCGAUGGUAGUAUGACUGAUAACAAUCCAUUCCAGAUGGAGAAUGUUCCAGAUGAGUCUACAACGAACGAUGACGGCGAUAUCUUAGCCACAAAGACGGCCAUGACAGACGAUGACAAUGUAGCUGGGAGCAUGACAGGCGACAUUCUCGACAAUCCACUUCGGAAGGAUGAUGUCUCGGACGAUCCAAAUACUGACGAAUUCAUGGGCUCGGACAGCGACCUUGAUCUAGAAAAAAUCCUCAAUACCGUCACUGACCCCAGUCGUGAGGUAAAGGCGCCCAACUUUGACGACCACUUUGUCUCAUUAAACAUGGCUAACGACGGUAGCAACAUUCCCCUUCAGAAGGAUGAUGUUUUGGAGGAUUCCACAAACAACAUAGAUGACGACAGCUUAGCUACAAAGCCGACCGUGUCUGAUGACAACAUUGGCGAUGGUAGUAUGACUGAUAACAAUCCAUUCCAGAUGGAAAAUGUUCCAGAUGAGUCUACAACAAACGAUGACGACGAUAUCUUAGCCACAAAAUCGGCUAUGACAGACGAUGACAUUAUAGUUGGAAGCAUGAGUGGCGACAAUCUUAACGAUCCGAUUUCGGAGGAUGAUAUCGCAGACUUGCUUCCUAAGGAGAUGUUAGGCCCGGAUAAAGGCGUUUUUUUUGAGAAUAUACUGGGUAUCGUGCUUGACCCCAGCCGUGAGGAGAAGCCGGUCAAAAUUGGUGAUCAAUCCAUCCUAUUCAGCGUAUCUGACGACGGUAGCUACAAUUCUAUUCGCUGGGAUGAUGUUCCGAAUGAUUCCACAACUAACAGCGACGACAACAGCUUGGCCGCGAUAUCAAUCUUGAUGGAUGAUAACAUUGACGAUGGUAGUAUGACUGACAAUUUGGCUAACAAUCCAUUCCAGAUGGAAGAUGUUCCAAGUGA
Molecule: messenger RNA, 2300 nt
Organism: Plasmopara halstedii
Lineage: Eukaryota; Oomycota; Peronosporomycetes; Peronosporales; Peronosporaceae
Exons: 1
Source: RefSeq, a predicted model, not a curated record